CCAAAACUAACAUGAUGAUUCCAGACCCGAAACCAUUAAUGCCACCUUGUUUCCCAAUAUAAUUCUUAACGGAAAACAGAGCGCCUCUGCUUUAAACUUGAUAUUCCAAUCCCUUGGAGCAAGCCUCUCAAAACCUUCCUUUUUUUUCUUCUUCUUCUUAGAAUUGGUAUAGAUAUUCAAUUGUUUUGAAAGUGGAUUUUGGGUGGUUGUUUUCAUGGGAACUUUUGCAAGAACAUAUGCAGCCGCUGUUGUGGCAUGGCUGGCUGUGUUUCAAGGGCAUUUAGUCUCUGUUGCUUGUCAUGAUUCGAACUACAAGGACGCCCUCACCAAGUCCAUCAUUUUUUUAGAAGCACAAAGAUCAGGGAAACUACCCCCUAAUCAUAGACCAUCCUGGAGAGGAGAUUCUGCUCUUGAUGAUGGAAAAGAAGCAAAUGUGGACCUUGUCGGAGGAUAUUACGAUGCUGGAGACAAUGUGAAAUAUGGAUUGCCCAUGGCAUUCACAACCACCACCCUGGCAUGGUCUGCUAUUGCUUACAAGUCCCAUCUGCAAGCUGCUGGCGAGUUGGAAAACGUUCGUGCGGCUAUUCGUUGGGGCACUGAUUAUUUUCUAAAAGCCGCUGCUAGACGUGACAGAUUGUAUGUGCAGGUUGGCGACCCUGUAAAAGAUCAUGAAUGUUGGGUGAGACCAGAGAAAAUGAAGACACCGAGAACUGUCCUGCAAAUCAAUGCGAGUGCACCUGGAACAGAGAUUGCAGCUGAAACUGCUGCGGCAAUGGCUGCUUCUUCUAUGGUCUUUAGAGGCACUGAUCGUGCCUAUGCACGUCGUCUCCUUAACAAAGCCAAAUUGCUUUUCGAAUUUGCUAAAUCACACAAGGGAACCUACGAUGGAGAAUGCCCCUUCUAUUGCUCUUACUCUGGCUAUAACGAUGAGCUGCUGUGGGCGGCAGCAUGGCUAUACCAUGCCACCUUUAAAAGCGCAUACUUGCACUACAUCAAAGAAGAAGCAGUUAGUGCAGCUGUCGAUGAGUUUAACUGGGACCUCAAAUAUGCUGGAGUCCAAGUCCUCCUUUCUCAGUUUUUCUUUAAAGGUGAUCAGUGUUUAAAAUCCUACAAGGACCAAGCUGACAGUUAUAUUUGCUCAGUGCUUCCUGAAAGUCCUUAUUUUAAGAUUCCCAUGACUCCAGGUGGAAUGAUUCACUUGAGAGAUGGGGCCAACACUCAGUAUGUUACAGGAGCAGCUUUCUUGUUCACUAUCUAUGGUGAUAUGCUUCAAAAAUUCAACCAAAAGGUCCAGUGUGGAAACAAACAGUUUGACUCCACCCACCUCUUGGCUUUUGCUAAGCAGCAGAUGGACUAUAUACUAGGGAAAAACCCUGAAGGAAGAUCAUACAUGGUUGGGUUUGGGAACAAUCCACCGAAACAAGCGCACCACCGGGGUGCCUCGGUCCCAGCGUCGGAGGCCAAUCUGGAAGUGGGCUGCCCCAUGAGCUUCGUUCGAUGGUACAAUAAAGACGUACCGAAUCCUAAUGAGUUAACCGGUGCUAUACUUGGUGGACCUGACAAGCAAGAUCACUUCACUGAUCUACGUUGGACAUCCGUCUACACCGAGCCCUGCACUUACGUUAACUCUCAAGCUGUUGCUCCCUUGGCCAAGCUUACUUGCCCGAGCAUUAAGCCAUAGUUUUCUUUACAGUUUCAGCGUCAAUUUUUUUAAGCAAGUGCUGUACCAAAAUCCUAUUUUCAGUGUAGGAAUAAGUUUUGUUGCGGUGUGAGAGCCAUUAAUUAAUGGUUCUAUAUGGAGCUCUGCUUCAACAAUCUGGGUUUUUGAACUGAAAAAUUCCAAGUCAUAAAACUAAAACUUUUGCAAUGGAAUAUUAUCAAUUACUAUGUA
Molecule: messenger RNA, 1891 nt
Organism: Theobroma cacao (cacao)
Lineage: Eukaryota; Viridiplantae; Streptophyta; Magnoliopsida; Malvales; Malvaceae
Gene: GH9A4
Product: glycosyl hydrolase 9A4
Biological process (GO): carbohydrate metabolic process
Molecular function (GO): hydrolase activity, hydrolyzing O-glycosyl compounds
Source: RefSeq, a predicted model, not a curated record